UCAGACUAGGAAAUGCCCGCGGAAGAUUACUCGGAACUCCUCGAGUUCUACAGUCUGAAAGAAACGAUAGGCAGUGGAGGCUUUGCCAAAGUAAAACUUGGAAUUCAUUUGUUGACACAAGAAAAAGUUGCAAUAAAAAUAGUCGACAAAAACAGCAUUGGUAAAGACCUUCCGAGAGUUCUAUUGGAGAUCGAAGCACUGAAAAGCCUUGUUCAUCAUAACAUCGCGAGGCUGAUUGAAGUAUUUGACACUCCUAAUAAAUUGUUUAUAGUGCUUGAAUAUUGCGGUGGAGGCGAGUUAUUUGACCAUAUUGUUAACAAAGACAGAUUAGACGAAUGGGAGGCCACCUUCUUUUUUCGGCAGAUCCUCUGUGCAGUAUAUUACAUUCAUGGAAGAGGAUAUUGUCAUCGGGACCUGAAACCGGAAAAUAUUUUGCUGGAUUCAGACAAAACUAUAAAGUUGAUCGAUUUUGGUCUAUGUGCUUUUCCGGAUGCUGGGCUCAAGACACCUCUUGACACAUGUUGUGGCUCGCCUGCUUAUGCUGCUCCCGAGCUCGUCUCGGGCAAAGCUUACCUGGGCACGGAAGCAGAUAUUUGGUCAUUAGGAAUUUUGCUCUACGCGUUGCUCUGUGGGUUUUUGCCAUUCGAAGACGAGAACGUGAGUCGUCUGUACGACAAGAUAAAACUAGGAGAUUACGAGGAACCCGAUUGGCUCUCCGCAGGGGCAAAGAGACUCAUCAAGCGAUGUCUCACUACAAAUCCUAAAGAGAGAAUAGAAAUCAAUGAGCUGAUUGAAGAUCCAUGGCUAACCCGGGCUCACUUUGGGCCGAUGCGAAUGUUGUGGCCUUCGUUUUCCAAGUACGAGUUCGACGAAGACGUGGUUGGUCACAUGGCCCACUUUUUCAACGUCAGCAGGAGAGAUGUGAAGCUGAAGUUGUCUGAGUGGAACUAUGACAGCUUCCUCGCAAUUUACCAGGUGUUGCUGAAGAAAAAGCAGCGCCAUGAACCAUUGGAAGGCGUUUUGAAGAAAGUCAGAUCAGUAUCUAACCGAAUGACUCACACAACAGUGCCAAGAUCACCUUCAUGUGGUCAUUACAGCACCAACUCAGGAAUGGAAAGCUCAGCGCUUAUUGAUGACGUAUUCGAACCCGUAAACAUUGCCAACUCACAACUGACAGAUUUAUCAACGCCAGUUAAAGGCGACAGAAAAGCUUUGGUCGACAGGACACCCAUAUUCAAUAACAGCGUGCAUGGAAGUUUGAGGAAAAAUCUGAAAUUGGCUACUUUUAAAAUAAAUAGAACUCCGAAACAUAGCAAAUCAGAAGACCCAGAUACCACCAUAGGAAUAGAAUCGUCCUUCUGUAAGGAGAGUAAAAACUCAAGGAAGAUGUCGCUCGAUCAUCCGGGCAGCAGCUUCUCGCCUCAUAGAACCCACUCGUGUGAUGUUCUUGACACGCCUGGACGCCAUAAGAUGGUGGAAUUUGGAGCUCUGAGGCGACCCAGCAGUAGACUGGCUUCCAUUGAAGACAAUAUCGAUAAGCUGGUCGACCUGUUGACUCCGAAGAAACGCGCCAGUUUGUCUGGUGGGCCGAGGCAUACGCGUUGCUUUGGCAACGUAGCAUUAAUUGAGAACUGUUCGUCAGCUGCGUUUUUGCUGCACGAGGUGCACAGAGCCUGUCGAGAGGAAAGACUGGAGACUAAACUGAAGUUGUACACUGUGUCCUGCAAGUCCUACGAUAAGAAAGGUCAGGUCAAACUAAAGUUCACAUUAGAGGUCGUGGUAGUGUCAAGACUGAAGCAAUUUGGAAUUUUGAGAAAGCGCGUGGCGGGUGAUACUUGGCAGUACAAGUCACUCACUCAAAAGAUUCUAGACGGUCUGGAUUUGGGAGCUAUGAGUGAAGACUAGCAUGAAUUCAACAUAUGUUGCGUUGAUGUGCUUUGAUUGAUGAUUAUUUAUUUAAAAAUUGUGUUGUGUUCUCACUUAGCUUUAGUAAUUUUAAAACCGUAUUUUUGAAAAUUUUUGAUUAUUUUUGUUUAAAUCUGAAAUGAUAGUUCUUAGUUGAAAAGGUUUUGUUAAGUGACAUUUUUAAGAGUCGAUGAACGUAGUUCAGACUCUUAACAAGUCGUGAUGAUUUUUUUUCGUUUUAGGAAAAGUUAAAUAAAAAAGAA
This is a messenger RNA of Symsagittifera roscoffensis, 2168 nucleotides long. Its product is annotated as maternal embryonic leucine zipper kinase-like. NCBI's taxonomy places the organism in Eukaryota, Metazoa, Xenacoelomorpha, Acoela, Convolutidae. The record is from RefSeq and is a predicted model, not a curated record. The transcript has 7 exons. Gene Ontology annotation, molecular function: ATP binding; protein serine/threonine kinase activity. Bases 13 to 1905 code for a protein of 630 amino acids. Gene Ontology annotation, cellular component: cytoplasm. Gene Ontology annotation, biological process: protein phosphorylation; intracellular signal transduction.